This is a messenger RNA of Plasmodium vivax (malaria parasite P. vivax), 4541 nucleotides long. RefSeq lists its product as hypothetical. The record is from RefSeq and is a predicted model, not a curated record. Lineage: Eukaryota; Apicomplexa; Aconoidasida; Haemosporida; Plasmodiidae. Bases 1 to 4200 code for a protein of 1399 amino acids. Gene Ontology annotation, molecular function: protein binding. The transcript has 2 exons.
AUGAUGGGCGGCGAAGUCAUCGUGGAGAAGAACCCGGAGAGCAAAUUCUGCGUGGCGAGCAGGGAGCCGCUGUGCGACAGCGUGAUAUGGGGGCUGCUGCAGAACUACUACCGGCGGGCGGCCAUCAACGCGUGGAAGGAAAACGUCGUGCCGUCCUUCGUGACGAGCAACAGCAAAAUUGCAAAGGACUACGCCCGGGUGAUAAUAAAUUACAUGAGGGACUGGUUCAACAGCAAGGAGUGCGACAGAAAUGUGCCCAUAUACAUACUGGAGAUAGGAGCAGGCCAUGGCAAAUUCACGUACCUCAUUUUAAGGGCACUAACAAAGUACCAAAAAUAUUUCAAGAGCAUGAAUCUCCCAGACAGGCCAUUCGUGUACGUUUUCACAGACAUUGCAAAGGACAACAUCACCUAUUGCAUGAAUAACGGGAGGUUGAAGCGGUUCAUCAGCACGAGGGAGAGUUGCGAUAGGACAUUUACAAGUAAAAAUAACUCUUAUUACGACUCUGAGUUUGCAAGAAAUGAAGAGAUAAAUUAUGACUCUUCCACAAACACGUCGAGCUACUCCUCCUCCUAUGACGAUACCGAUUACUCAGAUGAAAGGGUAAGAAAUUAUGCGAAUUUUUCUAUGCUGGAUUUUGCCUAUUUUGAUGGGAAUGAAACAGAUGAAAAGAUAUUUUUACAAGUUUCGAAAAGUUACAUCCCAGAAAAUACCCCCAUUGUACUGAUUUGCAAUUACGUUUUGGAUUCUCUGCUGACCGAUGCUUGGGUUGUUAAUGGAGAGGAUGACUUCAGGAGGGCCCUUCUUUCUGUUUACUCUCCAAAUGUAGAGGAAGACAGAACCAAUGCCGAUAUUAUGCUGCGUAUGUCUGUCACUUGGGAUUGGGAGAAGGUCAAUAUCGAUGAGGAAAUUAAGAAGAAAAGAACGGACAAGCCAUCCGAUUAUUUGAGGAAAUAUAAAGAAAUUUACACUGUGCUGAAGAUGUACUCCUAUUUUAACGAACCAUUAUCUUUUGUCCUUCCAGUGGGGGCAUUCAUUUUAUUUGAUCGAAUAUUAAAGCUGAGUGGGAACAAAUUAUUGUGCCUUAUUGGUGAUAAGGGCUACCAAUCUUAUGAAGAAUUUAAGGGAUAUAGAGACCCACAUAUCGUUGUGCAUGGCAGUCUCUCCUUUAUGGUUAACUUGAACGCCAUUUGUCUGUACUUCUUAUCCCUGGGCGGGUACUACAUACAUACCCCGUAUUCGGAUACCUUUCAGAUCGUCACCCUGUUGAUGCAUAAGAAGCAGUGUGACGGGGGGGGCUACGAAUCGGAGGUGGAGGAAGGGGUCUUUCCCGCGGGGAGAAACAGCCUCGGGGGGGAAUCCAACCUGACCUACUCCACCUUAACGGAGCGGCUGCGAAGGGACAAGCGGGGGGCAACUACCCAGUUUAACAUUAUUGACUAUUUUAAGAAGGGCUCCAAGGAGGGGCCCCUGCGCAGGAGGUUGCAGAACCAGGCGAGCACGGCGUCGUCCUGCCGGUUGAAGGGGGGUGCAGAAGCGAGCAGGGCAGAAGUGAGCCGGGCAGAAGCGAGCCGGGCAGAAGCGAGGCGCACAGAUGUCAGCCGAACAUAUCUGAGCAGCAGCUUAUCUGGGCGCUCACCCCCCCGCCUCCCCCCGAACGACCAAAGCGUGCAGAGGAAGAUGAAAAGAAUAAACCUCAAAAAUUUGAACGGCAUGUCGAUCAAGUUCGGGGGAACCAUUUCGUCCUUCUACGACAAUAUGGAGCAGUUCCCCCCCGACGUGCUGAUAAACUGGCAGAAGGCAGUCAUCCACAACGUUAAUAGCAACCCUGCCAGCGUGAGCAUAAAGGAGCUGAUCUCCUUACUGAGAUACUCCAACCACGACUCGGACGUUUUCUACAAUAUCAGAAAUGUGUUUACCUCUCUGGUGAACUACCCGAACAUCAAUGGAAGGACAGAGAAGGACAUCCUCCUGGACAUAAAGGAAUGCUACGAUAAUUACUACUCCCUGAAGACGGACGAGGAUAUCGCAGAUGUGUGUGGCCAUGUGUGUAUGAAGUUUGGGGAGUUUGAAAGGGCCAUAUAUUACAUGAAACAGAGCCUUCGCAAUUUUAAGCAGAGUAGGCACUCCUCCACCUACAUUAACAUUGCCUCAUGCUACAAGGUGCUCCGGAAUUAUCAGAAGUCCAUUAAAUUCAUCAGGGGCGCGAUUAAGUUGUCCAACCGGGAGGCCCGCAGGGGGGCUCCCCCUGGAGAAGCGGUAGAAGCAGGCGAGGCAGGCGGGGCGGGACAACACCCACACGGCGAACACAGCACAUAUGGGGGACACCACCCACAUGGCGCACUCGGCAGAUAUGGAGGACUCCCCCCCAACAACCUGAACCACGCGCACGACCUCCUGUACAACAUCCAGUUCUGCCUAAACCCAAUCACCUACGCCAUCGUGGGGGUCAACCACUUCGUGCAGAAUGACGGUCUCUACUACCUCUCCUUCGAAAAUAGGAUAAAACUCAAGUUUAUUUUUUUGCUGGCCAAGGAGGAGGAAGCAGUCCUACGCUUCAUGAACAGGAAAUACAAAAGCGCAGCUUAUGAGAAGAGCACCCGCAAUAUGGACCUCUCCGAAAUUAAAAUCGUCAGGGUUUACCGCUCCAAUGAGGUGGUCCCCAUGGAGGAGGUGGACUCCACCCAAGGGAGUGAUGAACAGAAGGAGGACGUAGCAACUCAAUCUGGGGAUGACCAAGCGGAGGAGCCAAACCGAUCCUACGAGAAUGCAGCCCACUUGAAGAAGAACCUCCGCGACUGCCUAUCCCAGUACAACUUCCAAUUCUGCGUAAUCGACGCCCCGUGGGGUAUAAAGGCAGACGUGGCAGAGCUAAUGCUGGACCACUCGAAGCACAUCUUCACGUAUGGUACCCUAUCUGACUGUGCGAAGCGCUCCAUGGAGGUGAUUUCAAAGUACAAAAAAGUGUCUGAACAAGUCAGCUGGGUAAAUAACAACUAUGUCCAUGAUGAGUGUCUGUACGAAGCCAGAGAUGCGCUGAACCACAUCAAGAGCGUCAUAUCGGUGACGGUCACUCAUUACAGUAUGAAUUUGUAUAACAAGCAAAAUGGCAGCAUCCCCAGUGCCCACGUUUUGACGGAAGAUCUUUGUAUCGUCCUGAACGCCCUGCAGGUUAUCUUAAACCUGAACGUGACGGGCUUGACGGCCAACUUUUUGAGGCGCCGGGGAGGGGGCGCGCCAGGCAAAGGGGCGCCAAGCAAUGGGGCGCCGAAGGAGGAAGCCGAAGCAGAAACAGAGAAGAUGCAAACGGAAAGGGAAACAGAAACGGGGCGGGAGAUGGAGACGAAGGGCGAACCCCUCCCCGGAGACGCCGCUUCAAACCUGGCCGGGGAAAAGAGAGGUAGUGCCCACCUAGACGCGGACUACAUCUCCCUCUCGGGCAUCCUAACCUUCCAACACCACAAAACGCUGCCAGACGAAAUGAACGUGCACGGAAACUACCUCCUAAUGAAUAACCGAAAUGAGGAGUUUUUAACAAAAAUUAAUUUCGUUGGGGUUCACGGAUCGCUGUGCUUAAAAAAAACGCUCUCCAAUUGGUCGGUCCAAGUUUUUAACCUGAACGGUGAGAAGGUGUAUGAGAAGUCGGGCCGCAUCUCAGCUAGCCAAAAUUCAAAUGACGUAUUCAUUACGCAGUAUUUGAUAAAAACAGAUGGGAAGGAAAACCAAGUGAAGCAUUUCAAUGAGUACGAUUUGAAGGGUUCCUGCAAGGGUUCCGAUGAGUCCAUCGACUCGGACAUUGACAUUUUGGAAUUUUCUUCCGACGAGGAAUGGGGAACCCACCCAAAGGGGUUUCCCCAAGUGGGGCCCUCUUCCGAUAUCAUCUCCAGUGCCAUAACCGACGUGGUGAAGAAGGAAUGUUGCGAGGAGGUUGAGUCUACGAAAGAGCACUAUGCAGCAAUGGCCCCGAGCAGCAACCACGGGGAGCUAUUGCUUGAUAAAAAUUUGGACGCUCUGAAGGGCUUGCCUGGAAGGAGGUUCCAUUCCUCUGGCAAGGACGUGUACGAAAAUGUUAACUUGGACGAGUGCCUCGUCGACGUGACGGUUAAUAACAACUGCUUUUACUCGCGGAUCGUCGAGGGGAUACAGAUGUCCCACAAGAAGGGCGGCGCGAUGGUUCACUUUAAGUACAAGGCGGGUUGAGGGAGAUCACGGUGAUUUGCAGGAUUGCGGUGAUUUGCAGGAUUGCGGUGAUUUGCAGGAUUGCGGUGAUUUGCAGGAUUGCGGUGAUUUGCAGGAUUUGCAGAUUUGCGGAUUUGCGGCUUGAGUGUGGAUCUACCGCGUGCCCCCGCCGCGUCUCUGGCGCAGCGUGUGGCCAAAAAAUGGGAGGCUCUUAACGUUUACGGGAGAAAACAAAAACAGAAAGGAAAACUAGCCGCAGUUGGCAAAAAAGGGGGAAGAAAAAGUGGAAGAAAAAAUUCCCAAAUAGUAACGCCAAAUGUUAGACAGAAAGGGGUAACGCAGCGAAGGACCCUUUCCUUACG